AUGUCCGGGCGCGCGGGCUCCUCGCUGGGAGAUGUCGAACUUGCCACGUUCGUAGCUGCAGGCGUUAGUAGUCCUCUUGAAGCUUCAGCCGAGAAUAAGUCUGUCGAAAGGGUUGAGAGCGCCCGUCCAUCACCACCAGAAUUAUCAAACGAAGUCCCAGAUGGCGGAUACGGCUGGGUCAUCGUGGCCGCAUGUAGCGUGAUCAUGUCUUUCGCCAUCGGCCUCACCUAUUCAUGGGGUGUGAUCCAAAACUCGCUCACCCGUCAAAACCUCGCUCCAGACGGCACACUCGCCUUCAUCGGAUCCACCUCCACCUCUCUCGUGGCUUUCGCAGCUUUCUUGAACGCCCGUAUCAUCCGAUGGAUUGGCACAAGGAAUGCUGCUCUGGUCUCAGUGGCGUUCCUCGCUUUGGGUCAGAUCCUGUCGAGCUUCUCGACGAAGAACGUAGGAGGGUUGUUCGUCACGAACGGCGUUUGCACUGGGUUUGGUGUCAGCUUGGCCUUCAUGGCAUGCAGCGCUCUUCCAGCGCAAUACUUCCUACGCCGGCGCGGUCUCGCUAACGGCUUCGUGUACGCCGGAGGAGGCAUAGGUGGCGCGGUCUGGUCAGUCUCUCUCGACAAGAUGAUAGCAAAGAUCGGCAUCCCAUGGGCUUUCCGGGUUCUCGGACUCAUCGCGCUGGCACUCUGCAUCCCAGCAGCGAUGCUUCUACGCGAGCGCACUCGCCGCGCAUCGCCGAGCCUCGAGUUACGACUCUUCGCAGAUUGGAAAUUCGCCCUCCUCUUCCUCGGCUGCGCAAUCGGCACAUUCCCACUCCUCGUCCCCGCUUUCUUCCUCCCCGGCUACGCCUCAACCCUCGGCGCAUCCUCUUUCCUCGCAUCACUACUCUUAGCCGUCUUCAAUCUUUCAUCCGCGGUGGGCCGUAUUGGCUUCGGAGUACUCUGCGACCGCAUCGGACCAGUCACAUCUCUAGCAUCGGCUCUGGCGUUGAGCGCUAUCAGCAUGCUUGCUAUCUGGCCGGCAAGCAAGAGUCUGGCGCCAUUUGUAGUGUUCGUGGUGCUGAACGGUGCGGGGAACGGAGGGUUCUUUAGUACAGUCCCCAGCGUCGUUGGGCACGUCUACGGUUCGCAGCGUGUGACGAAUGCGUUGGCGAUGCUCGUUUCUGGUUGGGCUUUCGGGUAUCUACUGGGUGCGCCUAUUGCUGGGUGGAUUCUCGGGGCGUAUGGAGGCUCGCAGACGGGGCUAGUGGCGUUUAGACCUGCAAUAUAUUACGCGGGCUCGUUGUCGGUGGCGGCUACCUUGCUUGUUCUAGCUGUACGACAGCUCAUCCUCAAAAGUUGGAAGGUCUUCGUGUAUGCUUAG
Molecule: messenger RNA, 1359 nt
Organism: Peniophora sp. CBMAI 1063
Lineage: Eukaryota; Fungi; Basidiomycota; Agaricomycetes; Russulales; Peniophoraceae
Source: the annotation of a GenBank genome assembly